UCAAAGACUGGCACACCGGGCAGGACUCCGGGCAGCGGCACAUCGGGCUGGACUCCGGGCAGAGGCACAUCGGGCUGGACUCCGGGCAGAGGCACAUCGGGCUGGACUCCGGGCAGAGGCACAUCGGGCUGGACUCCGGGCAGAGGCACAUCGGGCUGGACUCCGGGCAGAGGCACAUCGGGCUGGACUCCAGGCAGAGGCACAUCGGGCUGGACUCCGGGCAGAGGCACAUCGGGCUGGACUUCGGGCAGAGGCACAUCGGGCUGGACUCCGGGCAGAGGCACACCGGGCAGAGGCACAUCGGGCUGGACUCCGGGCAGAGGCACAUCGGGCAGGACUCCGGGCAGAGGCACAGGCCAGGUUCAGCAGGUAGCAAGCAGCGUAGUACAGAGGGUCAGGCAGAGGGAUGGUCAGGGUCACAAGCCAGGGAUCAGAACAGGUAGCAAGCAGCGUAGUACAGAGGGUCAGGCAGAGGGAUGGUCAGGGUCACAAGCCAGGGAUCAGAACAGGUAGCAAAGGAACAGAAACAGGAUGCAGGACAGAUACAGGGCCC
Molecule: messenger RNA, 553 nt
Organism: Staurois parvus
Lineage: Eukaryota; Metazoa; Chordata; Amphibia; Anura; Ranidae
Source: the annotation of a GenBank genome assembly